Oxyura jamaicensis (ruddy duck) is the source of this 661-nucleotide messenger RNA. It is a transcript of the gene TXNDC17, whose product is annotated as thioredoxin domain containing 17. The record is from RefSeq and is a predicted model, not a curated record. The transcript has 4 exons. Gene Ontology annotation, cellular component: cytosol. The coding region runs from base 51 to 419 and encodes 122 amino acids. Gene Ontology annotation, molecular function: protein-disulfide reductase [NAD(P)H] activity. NCBI's taxonomy places the organism in Eukaryota, Metazoa, Chordata, Aves, Anseriformes, Anatidae.
GGGCGGGCCCCGCCCUCGGCCGCUCGCAGCUGCAGCGUCCCGCAGGCGCCAUGGGCUGGGAGGAAAGGCAGGUCCGCGGGUACAGCGAGUUCGUGCAGACAGCGCAGCGCUACCACGGCCGGCCCAUCUUCGCACUCUUCUGCGGCGACAAAGAUGUCGAUGGCAGGAGCUGGUGCCCGGACUGUGUGACAGCUGAACCAGUUGUGAGGAAGGAACUUCAUAACAUGCCUGAUGAGUCUGUGUUCAUCUACUGCCUAGUAGGAGACAGAGCCUACUGGAAAGAUCCUAACAAUGAAUUCAGGAAGAAUCUGAAACUAACAGGAGUGCCUACGCUACUUAAAUAUGGAACACCUCAGAAGCUGGUUGAAGAAGAAUGUUUUAAAGCAGAGCUUGUGCGUAUGUUGUUUACUGAAGACUAAAUCCUCCAGUAGCCAAUCAUUUACAAAGAUGUUCAUCUCAUUAUUUUCGUUGUCCUUUCAAGGAAUCCUUACCUAUUGUCCCCUCCUGUCCUGUCCCCCCACCGCACCAAUCAUGGUUAAUUAAUUCCAAUUAGUUGAGGCAAAUGUUCUAAAUAUUUUAAGUUCAAAUCUUCCACUAAAGUCUUGCAACAAAAAAUUGUAUCUUUACUUUCUUGUUGAAAUAAACUUGAAUUUGCAAGCUG